Scatophagus argus is the source of this 1977-nucleotide messenger RNA. RefSeq names its product integrin-linked kinase (gene ilk). Gene Ontology annotation, cellular component: stress fiber; focal adhesion. The transcript has 13 exons. Lineage: Eukaryota; Metazoa; Chordata; Actinopteri; Scatophagidae. Gene Ontology annotation, biological process: cell-matrix adhesion; integrin-mediated signaling pathway; protein phosphorylation. Gene Ontology annotation, molecular function: ATP binding; protein kinase activity; protein binding. The record is from RefSeq and is a predicted model, not a curated record. The coding region runs from base 229 to 1587 and encodes 452 amino acids.
AGUAGCAGAGCGCCAGUAGCCCACAUCAGCUCGGAGGAGCGGGGCGUGGACUCAGCCAGCCCGACUGUUCUUUGCUCUUAAAUUUGGAGGCGACGGCCGACUUUCGGGAGAGGAAAAAAAAUAAAGAAACUGAGAAGGAAUCGACCGAUCCGCCACUGCCUUCAUGUUCCUGAUCUCAAAAGUUACUGAAAGAGCAAACAGUCAAGAGAAGCAGCCUACAGCACAGCCAUGGAUGACAUCUUCACACAGUGUCGAGAAGGGAACUCUGUGGCCGUCCGUCUGUGGUUGGACAACACAGAGAAUGACCUCAACUUGGGUGAUGACCAUGGUUUCAGCCCCCUCCACUGGGCAUGCAGGGAAGGGAGGAGCGGCGUUGUCGACAUGCUCAUCAUGAGAGGCGCUCGUAUUAAUGUGAUGAACCGUGGAGAUGAUACCCCAUUACACCUCGCCGCCAGUCAUGGACACAGAGACAUCGUGGCCAAGCUUAUUCAGUGCAAAGCAGACCCCAAUACAGUCAACGAGCAUGGAAACACACCUCUCCACUACGCCUGCUUCUGGGGCCAAGACGAAGUGGCAGAGGACUUGGUGGCGAGUGGUGCCCAGGUGAGUGUAUGCAACAGGUAUGGACAGACACCUUUGGACAAGGCCAAGCCUCAUCUGAGACAGCUGCUUCAAGAAAAGGCUGAGAAAAUGGGCCAGAGUAUGACCAAAGUCCCUUAUAAGGAAACUUUCUGGAAGGGUACCAUGCGUACACGACCUCGUAAUGGUACCCUCAACAAGCAGGCUGGUAUUGAUUAUAAGCAGCUUUCGCUCCUGGCAAAGAUCAAUGAGAACCAGUCUGGAGAGUUAUGGCAGGGUCGGUGGCAAGGGGAUGAGAUUAUAGUCAAGGUGUUGCAGGUGAGAGACUGGACCACCAGAAAGAGUAGAGACUUCAACGAGGAGCAUCCAAAACUCAGGAUCUUUUCUCAUCCAAACAUUCUGCCUGUUCUUGGAGCCUGUCAGGCACCUCCUUCCCCUCACCCUAUCAUCAUUACUCACUACAUGCCGUACGGGUCCCUCUUCAACAUACUCCACCAGGGCACUACUCUGGUGGUCGACCAAAGCCAAGCAGUGAAGUUUGCACUGGACAUCGCCAGCGGCAUGGCUUUCCUCCAUACUUUAGAACCAAUGGUUUCACGGCUUUACCUCAACAGCAAGCAUGUAAUGAUUGAUGAGGACAUGACAGCCAGAAUAAGCAUGGCAGAUGCUAAGUUCUCCUUCCAGUGUCCAGGUCGUAUGUACUCUCCAGCUUGGAUGGCCCCUGAAGCCCUGCAGAAGAGGCCUGAAGACAUCAACAGAAGAUCUGCUGACAUGUGGAGCUUUGCGGUGUUACUGUGGGAGCUGGUUACCAGAGAGGUCCCCUUUGCUGACCUGUCACACAUGGAGAUUGGCAUGAAGGUUGCUCUCGAAGGUCUGCGGCCAACAAUUCCUCCGGGAAUUUCACCUCACAUCUGUAAGCUGAUGAGGCUCUGCAUGAACGAAGACCCAGCCAAGAGACCCAAGUUUGACAUGAUCGUCCCCAUCCUGGAGAAGAUGCAAGACAAGUGAAUGCCUUCGCAGCAAUUUGUACACUUCUGUUACUGUUUUUUUUUUUUCCUUCAAACCACUUGCUAUCUUCACUUCAAUCAUGUAUCUGCCAUGCCGCUGUAAAUAAUGUCAGAGACCACUUCAGCUACACAACACAUAUGUUGCUCUUCUUGUAUAAUUUAAAUUUGAGGUAUAAAUGUUCUUUAGCAUGACAAUGUUGCGCUAUUAUUAAUAUUAUUAUUAUUAUUAUUAUUAUGGUUGAAAUGUGUUCACUGAAACAUUGGCAAACUUUUUGAUCCAGUGUGGUUUAUAUUCAGUGACGAGUCAGAUCCAAAGAAAUGUGUACAGAAACAGUGCUUUUUAUACACAUUAGCAAUGCCAAUGCAAUAAAUGUUUUAUAUUUACGACAAA